AUGGGUUUACCACCAACGUCACCUCGAUUGAAAUUCGUCCACACGCAUCCUGGAGGAAGUCCAGUACCACGAAGACCUCCGCGACACCCACCUUCUCCAUCUACACGAUCUCGAUCAUUAGAACUCUUAGAUCAAGAUGAGAAGAAAUCAAUCUUGCCAGUUGCUAAACCUGAACCAGUGCCAAGGCCAAGAUCCAAAAGUUUGGAUGGUCUUUUGGACGAGGAUGACGUAGUUUCACACUUAAAGACUGAAGAAUUGGAUAAGGGGGAAGAGAAGAGAAACGAUGAAGUUGACAACGAAAAUCCAACUAGUUCUAAUGACACAAAUCAAACAUCAAAUUUAGAAUCAACGACAGAUGAAAAUUUGGACAUAUCUCGCAAAACUCAACAACAAAUCGAACAGUCCAAUAGUUCUGAACAGGCGAAGGAUAAUACGAAUUUACCAUUACCUGUUCCACGUUUAAAAACAAAAAUGUCUAGCUCUCUGUUGGAAAUUUCUAAAGUGUCUAAGGAAGAGAAUAAUGAAAGAGUUUCGUUCGCGGAAAAAAGGAACGACAAAGAAGACGAUUCAACGAUGUUGUUGCCUAAACAAUUAAACAGAUGCACGAGUGCAGACGGCGAGAUCGAAUCGUCGAAUUUAAGGGACGAUCGCGAGGUGACAAAUUCUCAAAACAGGCAGCAAACCAUUGAGCUUUGUGAUAAUAGUGUAGAACCAAUACAGGAAAGACUUAUGACGAUAGUAAAAGAUAAAUCAACAUUGUUAAAAGCAAAGAGCUGUGGGGCGGGAUUAGAUUCAAACGAAAGUGCUUCGUCCAACGAUUACAAAGCUGAAAUAAAGGAACAAGGCUCGUUGCUAUCUUUGCCGGCAGGAGCUGAGCCAAAGAGAAAAAGAAAUUUUAUGGACAAAUGCGUUAAUAAGGUGCGGUCUUUUAUUAAGAGAUAA
Messenger RNA from Polistes dominula (European paper wasp), 942 nucleotides. RefSeq names its product nucleolin 2-like. The record is from RefSeq and is a predicted model, not a curated record. Lineage: Eukaryota; Metazoa; Arthropoda; Insecta; Hymenoptera; Vespidae.